CGACGAUCCAUUUGAUCAUCUCCUCGGCCUGACCCAACCCGUUUUCUAGUUCUGGCAUGAACAACAACCAGCCCUCCCUCUUGGCCAUAUCAUUCGCUGUCUCCUCCUCGCCGAUCACGCCUUCUAAUUUGAUCAGUGUACUGCGACUGAUGAGGUCCGGGCGCUCUGGAUAUACGGCGAAGCCUUGGGUAACUUUGCUGAAAGUCAAGAGCGCUUUUCGCCGUUCCUUAGGCUUCGGACCAGGGUACAUGGCGAUGGUAGCUUGAACUGGCAGAGGUGCGUCUGAAGAACCGUGGUCUUUUGAGGAGAAUAAGUUGGACAUGCGCUUCUUGGGACGGCCAGCACUUCCAGAAGCGUCCCGAACUGAAUCCGCAGCGGCGCUGACCGUCAUCCACACUUUCUUCCAAUCUGUUUGCCCUGCGAUACGGAUGCGUGCCCAGCCUUCCAUUCGACCAUGUUGUAAUGUAGUUGGAUAAUCCCGUCCGUUGAGGGUUAUUCGUAGCAGAUGAGCGGUAUAGAUCUCCUCGAGACGAGACUUCUCCCAUGAGCACAGGCGCAGCGCUGCAGCCCAUGAGAGCAAUGAAUCCGUGUUGGGACAGGAGAAGAGCAGUAGAUUUGAGCCGGCCGUAUUGAGUGUGAGCACAUCGGGGUAUCGCUUGGCUGGUGAGGCCGCCGUCUCCGGCACAGUCACGGACCCGAGGACGUGAACGAAUGCGUCCGUUGUAUUGACGUACGUCGGGGGAACCUCUCGGCCUUGAGCACUCGCCUCUUGAAUCUCUUUCAUAUCCCAUAUGCUAAGCGUCGUCCCACCCAGUUGCGCCCAGACUUCGGUCCAUCCGUCAUCUUUUGAGGGUUUCUGCCCAUCCGGUUGGCGCUCGACGUGUCGAACCAGUGGCCCUGAGAAGUAUAUUUUCUUGGCAUGCGCGUUUGUGAGCUGGACGACGGAUCGAAUUUCUGGGUGGAGCGGGGGUGGUGGACCGGGAUUCCCAGAAUGAUCCAACGACGAACGCGUGGAUUGCGCGGGUUGUUGGUGCGACAUCCUCGAGUCGCUGCGGGGCUUCAAUAGAUACGACUGGCUUCGUUGAGGAGCAGGAGGAUCCUGGGGACCUUUACGAUUGAAAGAAAAGAAGGACGAGGAUCGGGUAUGUCCGCUUGUUACUGGAGCACUGUUGAGUGGAGGGCGUCGUUGUGACUGAUUGUCCAUCACCGAAUUGAAUUCGGGUCGAGGCCGCGCGGUCUCCUUGAGCUUUCUGAGCCGAGCGGGAGAUACGUAUCCCUGGUUUCUGCUGUCCCACUGAGGGGAAGCGCUCAUGCAAUGGUGGUACUAUCGAGGUGUGUGAAGUAUCAACUGGAGGUGAUUCAAUCGGUGGGUCUGUUACGUAAUUCUAUUGUUAGCCGUACCGUCACUUUAUCGUGACAGUUCGCGCUCCGUGGAUACAACCUCACCCUGUCUGCUCAGGCAGUUCACGGCUGUCCGUCGCUGAUAAAUCGAGCCCACUACGUAAAUAUUCUCACCCUCCUUCGCCCCAUAGCGUGAAGGCUAGUCUCCCCUCAUGCAUGCGUUAUAUCAAGAAAUUUUGCCUGCAAGCGGCGUGCAGUUCGUGACUGCUCUGAAGUUGACUCCCUCAACGCAGUCAGACUCGAGAACGGGCAUUUCGGCCUCCUCCUCCCGGCGCACGCUGUGCAACUUGGUUGUCGCGCGCUGUAAUGUUCUCCGCAUCUUUGAGGUGUGCGAAGAAAUGGUGCCAGCAGAAAAUUUGGACAAAGGAGACGAGAUGGAUCAGGGUGUUGAAUCCAAGUCCAUAACCCGAAUAUAUUUUGUUCGCGAGCAUUCAUUGCAUGGAAUUGUGACCGGAAUUCAAGCCAUCCAAGUCCUUGCCUCACUUGAAGACCAUCUCGACCGCUUGAUCAUUUCGUUCAAAGACGCCAAGAUAGCACUCAUGGAGUGGUCGGAAGCUGUUCAUGAUCUUGUCACAGUUUCCAUACACACCUACGAACGAGCGCCUCAACUUAUGUCGCUCGACGCUUCAUACCAAUCGAUGCUGAGAGUCGACCCUGACUCGCGAUGCGCUGUCUUAUCGCUCCCAAAGGACGCCUUGGCAAUUCUUCCGUUCUAUCAAUCUCAAGUCGAUCUCGACAUGGAGCAAGACCAAGUCCAGGCAAGAGACAUCCCUUACUCACCCAGUUUUAUCUUGGAUCUCCCCGUCAGUGUGGAGGAAAGUGUCCAGCAUGUCAUCGACUUCGUGUUUCUUCCAGGAUACAAUCAUCCCACGAUGGCCGUGUUAUUCCAGACUCAACAGACAUGGACCGGCCGCCUGAAGGAGUACAAAGAUACCGUGAAGCUCGUCGUGUUCACGCUGGAUGUUGUCGGUCAGCAUUACCCUGUGAUAUCCUCCGUCUCUGGCCUUCCACACGACUGCUUCUCACUGGUUGCUUGCCCUACUGCAUUGGGUGGCGUUGUGAUCCUAGCGACCAACUCAAUCAUCUACGUCGAGCGAUCGUCUCGUCGGGUGGUGCUCCCACUGAAUGGCUGGGCUUCGCGUAUCAGCGAGAUGCCUCUCCCGUCGUUGCUCACCCAGGAAGAGCAGACACGUGAUAUGGCGCUUGAAGGCUCACGGGCACUCUUUGUCGAUGACAAAACGCUGUAUCUCUUCCUCAAGGACGGCAACUUGUAUCCGAUCGAGUUCCUUUCUGACGGAAAGCUGAUUUCCAAGCUGGCGAUCUCAGUGCCGUUAGCUCAGACGACUGUCCCCCAGAUCACUUGCAAGGUUGACAGUGAUCAUUUCUUUGUGGGUAGUCUGGUCGGGCCCUCGGUUUUAUUGAAUGUCUCGCGAGUGGAAGAGGAGCUUGAAGACGACAUCGAGAUGGGGGCACCCCAGAAGGAGGAAGCGGCCAUGGAGAUCUACGAAGACGACGAAGAUAUCUAUGGACCCUCCAGGACUGUUGAUCAUAUUGAGACCAAAGCGGUCAAGAAAACAAAAACCGUGACACGUCUGUCCCUUGUCGACACUAUCGAUGCCUAUGGCCCCAUAUCUGACAUGGCGUUCUCUGUGGCAUGGAACGGGGAUCGCCCUGUUCCAGAACUCGUUGCUGCAACUGGCAGCGGCACACUGGGUGGCUUCACUUUGUUCCAAGUGAGGAAAAAUCCUGCAAUGUGCAGAGAAGGAUACCUCUCAUCUGCACCUCAGCGCGACCUUCCUAUCCGGACCAAACGAAAGUUGCAUGCCCUGGGCGGAGCACGCGGAAUUUGGUCAUUACCCAUCCGUUCUAAAAGCAACGCUUCGAGCUCGGAGUACGACACUCUGGUGAUCAGCACCGACGCCAAUCCCUCGCCGGGCCUGUCACGUAUAUCUUAUCGUGCGGGGAUAAGUGACAUCAGCGUUUCCGCUCGCAUCUCCGGCAUCACCAUCGGCGCGGGUGCCUUCUUUGCCAGAACGGCUAUCCUGCAUGUCACAACCAAUUCCAUCAGAGUGCUUGAGCCAGAUGGCGCAGAGCGACAGAUCAUUAAGGACAUGGAUGCGAACAUGCCUCGUCCCAAAAUCCGAGCGUGCAGUAUUCUCGAUCCGUAUGCGAUCGUCAUCCGGGAGGAUGACUCGAUCGGAAUGUUCAUAGAAACAGACAAAGGGCGAAUUCGGAGAAAAGACAUGUCGUCCAUGGGCGACAAGAGCUCUCGUUAUCUGACGGCCAGUUUCUUCGCAGACACGACGGGUCUUUUCGACAAUUGCUUUGUGAACAAUGGGGAUAGCGCUGAGAAAGUUGACAAAACUGCCACGCCCAGUCGCUGGUUGAUUCUCGUCCGGCCGCAAGGAGUUGUCGAGAUCUGGACACUGCCCAAACUGACACUUGUAUUUUCUACUCCGCUGCUGGCCAAUCUUGAAAGCGUGCUCACCGAUACUCAUGUUGCGCCGACGGCAUCACCACCGCAGAAUCCCGCCCGCCAGCCAGAAGAGCUCGACAUUGAGCAGAUCAUGAUUGCACCUCUUGGAGAAGUGGCCCUCAAACCCCAUCUCUUUGUUUUCCUCCGUUCUGGGCAUCUUGCCGUGUAUGAGGUUGUCGAAGGGGCUGUCCCCGAAGAACGCCCAACAGUUCGGGCGCAGUCUCUCAACCUCAAGUUCGUCAAGGUUUCUGCUCGAGCCUUCGAGAUUCAACGGACAUCCGAGACUGGAAUAAUCGCCGAACAGAAGCGGAUUUUGCGUCAGUUCCUUCCUUUCACCACGCUACGCCCAUCCGGAGAGCCAAUCUCGGGUGUCUUCUUCACGGGUGACCGACCAAGCUGGAUUCUCGCGACGGAUAAAAGUGCCGUCAAGAUCAUUCCGUCUGGGCACUCUGUCGUACACGCCUUCUCCCCAACCUCACUGUGGGAUUCUCGCGGGGACUUUUUGUUGUACUCGGAAGAGGGCCCUUGUCUGGUGGAAUGGAUGGCGGACUACAGCUUUGAAUAUCAUCUUCCUUCACGGACUAUUCCUCGCGGGCGAUCCUACUCAAAUGUCGUCUUUGAUUCUUCAACUUAUCUGAUUGUCGCUGCCUCCUCUCUUUAUUCUGCAUUCACAUCCUUCGAUGAAGACAUGAAUCGUAUUUGGGAGCCUGAUGCUCCUAAUGUCUCCGAUCCUGUCUGCGAAACAUCGUGUCUGGAACUGAUCUCUCCUGAUUAUUGGAUUACCAUGGAUGGCUUCGAAUUCGCUACAAAUGAGUUCAUCACAGCACUGGAGUGCGUCACUCUUGAGACAUCGAGCACCGAGUCGGGCAAAAAAGACUUCAUUGCGGUGGGCACGACUAUCAAUCGGGGCGAGGAUCUCGCUGUCAAGGGAUGCACCUACAUAUUUGAGAUCGUCGAGGUCGUGGCGGACCCAGCUCUCGCUCCCAAGCGAUGGCACAAGCUGAGGCUUCGAUUUAAAGAUGACACCAAAGGCCCUGUCACUGCAUUGUGUGGCUUCAACGGGUAUCUCGUGUCUUCAAUGGGCCAAAAAAUAUUCGUUCGCGCUUUCGACGACGAUCGACUCGUGGGCGUCGCCUUCCUUGACGUCGGAGUCUACGUCACCUCUCUUCGAACGCUCAAAAACUUUCUGCUUAUCGGUGAUGCAGUCAAAAGCAUCACGUUUGUGGCCUUCCAGGAGGAUCCAUAUAAGCUCGUUAUCCUCGGCAAAGACCUCGCGCGAGUCUGCGUUACAACCGGAGACUUCUUCUUUGCCGAAUACGAGAUGUCUCUUCUCACCUCAGAUGAAGACGGUAUCAUCCGAAUAUAUGAAUACAGUCCCAAUGAUCCCGGCUCUCGUGAUGGGCGCUAUCUCCUUCUGAGGUCCGAAUUCCAUGGACAAUCGGAGUAUCGUACCUCGUCGCUUGUGGCGCACCGUGCCAAUGAGGAGGCCGACAUACCGCAGUCAAGAAUCAUUUACGGCUCCACCGACGGCUCUCUGCGUUCACUCACUCCCUCAGACGAGUCUUCUGCUAAACGAUUGCAGCUUCUGCAGGGCCAGCUUACCAGGAACAUACAGCAUGUCGCGGGUCUGAAUCCAAGGGCUUUCCGGAUCGUCCGCAACGAAUUUGUCUCGAAGCCCUUAUCCAAGGGUAUCUUGGACGGUAAUCUGCUAGUGCAUUACGAAAAUUUGCCCAUCUCCAGGCAGAACGAGAUGACGAGGCAGAUCGGGACUGAGCGGGGUCAGAUUUUGAGGGAUUGGACGACGUUGACAGGCCCAUGCUGGUAGUCAGUUGGAAUAGGUGUACAUACUAGUAGUAAUCGUCCGGGUCACUUUACAAGUUCAAAUUCUGUAACAAUUUUGAUGUAAGUUUGCGAAGGUUCGCAUCAUCAGCCACCGGUUAGCUCUUGUGCAGUUCCUCUUCAUCCACCACGGUCCUCACACCAGUAACACGAUCAACGAGCAUCGCUUUGUUCAGCCUGUCGCUUCUGUUUAGCGGGGCUCCGGUUACGCAAAAAUACUUACAACGGAUAAUGGCAAAUAUCCUGUGGUUCUCUGCCAUUGAUGGUUCAGAUUCAGAAAGUGUCCGCGGACUCGACUGGCACACUCACCUGCUUCCACCCACUAGAUAUUCCAAUCCAUCGUCUCCGGCUCGGAACGCGUGAGGUGUCUUUGAUCCUGCCGGGAACCCAACGAAAUCUCCCGCGCUGAGCUCAGUGUCUGUGCCUUCCGUCCCCUGGAGCAGGAGCCCACUUCCACUGAGGAUGUAACACCAUUCGUCGUCGCCUUCAUGCCAGUGCUC
Messenger RNA from Mycena citricolor, 6216 nucleotides. The record is from the annotation of a GenBank genome assembly. Lineage: Eukaryota; Fungi; Basidiomycota; Agaricomycetes; Agaricales; Mycenaceae.